This is a messenger RNA of Morus notabilis, 1142 nucleotides long. Its product is annotated as DCN1-like protein 4. Gene Ontology annotation, cellular component: ubiquitin ligase complex. Gene Ontology annotation, molecular function: cullin family protein binding; ubiquitin-like protein binding; ubiquitin conjugating enzyme binding. Lineage: Eukaryota; Viridiplantae; Streptophyta; Magnoliopsida; Rosales; Moraceae. Gene Ontology annotation, biological process: protein neddylation; positive regulation of ubiquitin-protein transferase activity. Bases 216 to 911 code for a protein of 231 amino acids. The record is from RefSeq and is a predicted model, not a curated record. The transcript is spliced from 10 exons.
CGUACUACGCACCCCCAUAACCUGCAAAACUACACACACCACGUCAUCACUUUCUCUUCUCUCCACUCCUCUCUCUCUCUCUCUCUCCUCCCCUCUGUGCGAGACUUUCUCUCUCUAGAAAAUUGGGCGAAGCUCAGAAGCGACGAACCUCCAUAGCUCGCUUGGUCUCUUUCUUUUUUUUUUUUUAUUCUUGCUUAGAGUAAUUGGCGAAGAAGAUGAGGAAGUCCGCCUUGAGAAAAACGGGUCAACACAACUCAACAAGCUCCGUCAAUUCUUCCGCCGCGGAUCUCUUUCGCUCCGCCUCCAGUAAAGCCUCUACAAAAGAGCUUGAACGGAUUGAUAACUUGUUCUUUUCAUAUGCUAAUGGGUCUUCCGGGAUGAUUGACCCGGAAGGAAUUGAAGCUCUUUGUUCAGAUUUGGAUGUGGAUCAUACCGAUGUGAGGAUCCUGAUGCUCGCAUGGAAAAUGAGAUGUGAGAAACAGGGAUAUUUUACACUGGAAGAGUGGCGAAGAGGCCUCAAAGCAUUAAGGGCUGACACUGUAAAUAAAUUAAAGAAAGCACUUCCAGAGCUAGAGAAAGAGGUCAGGAGGCCAUUGAACUUUGUGGAUUUCUAUUCCUACGCAUUUCGAUAUUGUUUAACAGAGGAGAAGCAGAAGAGCAUAGAUAUAGAAAGCAUCUGUGAACUACUGAAUAUUGUUAUGGGGUCGGAAUUUCGUGCCCAGGUUGACUUAUUUAUUGAGUAUUUAAAGAUACAGAACGAUUACAAGGUCAUAAACAUGGAUCAAUGGAUGGGCUAUUACCGGUUUUGCAAUGAGAUAAGUUUUCCAGGCCUUGAAAAUUACGAUCCUGAUCUUGCCUGGCCAUUGAUUCUGGACAAUUUUGUCGAGUGGAUGUGGGAGAAGCAAAACUAAAGCUGAUAAAUUUUCAGUCAACUCGAUUCCGUGCUGUAAGCCAAAACUAUUGCCAAAGGCUACCAAACUACAUACAUGAUACAUCAGAUGGCCCCAGAAAUCUUUUUUUUUUUUUUUUCUUUUCCCUCCAAACACAUGGUCAAUGCGCAAAAUUGCUCACCUUUGGAAAUUACAUGUAUGUGAUAGUAAUUUAUGCUUGAGAAAGUCUUGAAACAUGUUUUUUCUUUUUUA